Messenger RNA from Ambispora leptoticha, 1092 nucleotides. NCBI's taxonomy places the organism in Eukaryota, Fungi, Glomeromycota, Glomeromycetes, Archaeosporales, Ambisporaceae. The record is from the annotation of a GenBank genome assembly.
AUGUCCUUGAAAAUGUCUUCCAAGUAUGCUAUACGUCGUCGAUAUGCUCUUGAAGAGAUAAUCCAAGAAUUAUGUGACUCAUUGACUUCUCAGAAAGAAUCACCUUCUGCCAGGUUCCAAACCACGCUUGCAUUCACCGAAAUCUUCAUGUUGACACAACCGCCACCAUCACCGUCACCGUCACUACCGACAACAGCAACAAAAGUGUUGAGAAUAGCAGUUUUAGACUCAUCAUUUAAUCCGCCUACAAAUGCUCAUCUUCAAUUACUUUUGAAAUCAGUGGAUACACGUAAUUUACACUUAGAUAGCGAAUUAACCUCGAGUAGUGGAAGUAGUAAUUCUGCUAAUGACAACGAGAAAAAUGAGUUUCCAUUUUUAUUUGAUGCUUGUUUGUUACUUUAUUCAAUUGAAAACGCCAAUAAAAAUAAAACAUCAAGUCAUGGCGAAGCAAAUCCAGUUGAUCGGGUAUUAAUGAUGGAGUCUUUAGCAUACGAAAUUCAUGACAAAUAUUCAAAAGAGACAACACAUCCAGCGAUUGCUCAUGCCCUAAAAAACAUUGCAACUGGAAUAGCAUCCGCUCCACGAUUCGUUGACAAACCUGAUGCCAUAUCUCACUCAUUAUCCUCGUAUUAUUCUUCACGUAAUCAACCACAACUAUCAUCAUCUCUUUCAGCUCAGUCUUCUCUUCCCCCUUUAACACUUUACUUUAUAAUGGGUUAUGAUACUUUAACUCGUUUAUUCGACCCUAGUUAUUACACCGACAUGCGUAAAGAAUUGUCUUCAUUUUUCGCUACAAAUUACGUGAUUUAUGCUAAUCGUGCUGGAUUUGAGCCGCAGGAGGUUCAACAAUUCUUUAAAACCAAUGAAGCUUUCCAAUCUUUUCGUCAUAAAAUCUUGCGAGUCGAGUCGGAAGAAAGUGUGACAGCUUUGUCGUCUACGCGUGUUCGUAGAUUGUUAAGUGGCUCGAAGCAAGAUGAAGGAAAUCAAAGUGAUGUUAAUUUGGAGGUUAAAAGAUUACUGUAUGAAUAUUGUCCCGCUUCGGUGGCUGAUUAUGUGUUGAGGGAAAAUUUGUAUAGGCAAAAAUUGCUAUGA